Molecule: messenger RNA, 3030 nt
Organism: Cordyceps fumosorosea ARSEF 2679
Lineage: Eukaryota; Fungi; Ascomycota; Sordariomycetes; Hypocreales; Cordycipitaceae
Product: Transcription factor
Exons: 5
Coding region: 1-3030 (1009 amino acids)
Biological process (GO): DNA-templated transcription; regulation of DNA-templated transcription
Molecular function (GO): DNA binding; zinc ion binding; DNA-binding transcription factor activity, RNA polymerase II-specific
Source: RefSeq, a predicted model, not a curated record
AUGGCCGGCGAUGACCGCGGGUCGUGGCUCACCCUGGCCAUGAUCAUAUUCCUGACAUGGUCUAUCCUCAUCUACGGGGUGCGCAUGUGGGCGAAGCUCCGCGUCAAGUCUGUCGGUGCAGACGACUGGGUCGUGACACUUGCUCUGAUCUUGUCGAUAGUUCAUCAAGGCAUCAUGCAUUCGGCCGUCUGCCUCGGCUACGGCAAGCGAAGCGAAAGUCUAUCAGCAGCCCGACUCGACAACAUCAACAAGCACAUCUACGCCAGCCACUACUUUUACAUCAUAGCGAGUGGCCUUACCCGAGUCGCCGCGGCCUUCUUCAUCGAGCAGCUCUCGCAGCACGGGCCGCAUGCCAGACCGGCACGCGUCCUGGCCUGGGUCUCCGGCACCUGGACCCUCAUCUGCCUCGGCGUCAUCGUCGUGCGACCUCCCUAUACGGAGCCAUGGCUAUCCGUCGACGGCGGGUGGAUCGUGUUCCGACGCUGGAGCGGCAUCGAGUGCAGUGGCCUGGUGCUCUCGGCCGCGCUGUGGGGGUUGACCGUCCAUCUCAUCUGGACACUGCAGAUGCGGCUGAGCCGACGCAUCGUCAUCCUCCUCGUCUUUGGCUUCCGACUCUUAACCGUGCCGAUCAUCUUCCUACGCGUGCACAGCCUGGUGCCGAAUGUCAACCCCGACCCCAACUACUCGACCAUCCCGGCGGCCAUCUUCACCGCCGCCGCGCUGCAGUUCUCCGUCAUAUCCACCUCGCUCACCGCGCUCAAGCCGUUCCUCCGAGUCUUCCGCCCGCCCGUGCUAGCCAGCGUUACCGGACGCGCCGCCGGCGAGACGGACCACGGGCUAGCGAUGUUCCGUCGGGUGGACCGCAAUUCGCACCAGCGGUCCGACGAGUCGGCGACGGACCUCUGGGGCAAGACGGUCGGGCUGCCGCCGCCGGGCAGGGCCGUCGUGCGGCGGCGGGACGAGGGGAGGCCGUACUACGGGUCGGCGAACAAGCCGCCGUGUGGUACGUCCCGCGUUCAGAGACGACAAGCGGCGGCCAUGGAUCUUCCGGCCCUCGCGCCCGCGCCGGCCGACCGCAAGCCCGGACAGUCGAAGCGCAUCAUGGGGUUCUCGUGCCAGGCCUGCGGCCGCCGCAAGGUCAAGUGCGACAAGACGAUACCCGCGUGCGCCGCCUGCCGCAGGACCGGCGUCGCGUGCGUCUACGAAGCGCCUGCGCCGCGGGGCGGCAAGCGGCUGGUCACGAGGGACGUCCUCGACAAGCUCGCGCGGUACGAGCAGGUCCUGAAGCGGCACGGCCUACUCGACGCUGCAGAUUCCGGCGUCGUCUCGUCGUCCGGAGACCCCGCGGCGGAGCCCAUCUCGAUCCACUGGGACGCAGCAGGGGGCCGGGAGGGCGGCGCCGUGAUCGCAGAGGAGGGCCGGGCGAGGUAUGUGGACGGGGGCUUCUGGCGCACGAUUGGCGUGGGCGAGGAGCAGCUGGUCUCUGACGAGGAAGAUCAUUACAUCGCGACGCGGUUGCAGAGUCUCGCGGUCUCGGAUCCGCUGUCCGACGCCCUCCUCGGCACGCCCCGCCAAGCACUCGAUUCUCUCCAUCCGACGCCGGAAACGGCCAUGCUCCUGUGGCAAGCGUACGCGGACAACGUCGAGCCCAUCGUCAAGAUUCUACACGUGCCCUCCGCGCGCGCCGUCUUCGAGCGGACCGCUCGCCUUCCCCACCUCGCCCGGCCCGCAGACGAGUGCCUCGCCUUCUCCGUCUACCACUUCGCCGUCUUCUCCAUGACCGAGCAAGCCUGCCUCGAGCAGCUCCGGCAGCCCCGUGCCACCCUACUCUCUUCAUUCCACCUCGCCGCCCGCCAAGCCCUCGUCAACGCUCGCCUGCUCGAGACCACCGACCUCACCGUGCUCCAGGCCUUUGUCCUGCUCCUCCUCCCGCCCCCUAGCCGGCCCGAGGCGCACUGGAUCCUCACCGGCGCCGCCUCCCGCAUCGGCCAGCGCAUCGGGCUGCACCGUGACGGUGCCGCGCUCGGGCUCGCCCCGUUCGAGACGGAGAUGCGCCGCCGACUAUUCUACCCGCUCCUCUCCCUCGACGGGUCCGCCGCGCAGAUGGCCGGCCUCGCCGUCUCCCCGCCGCCCGCGUGGGACGUGCGCCCGCCGCUCAACGUCGACGACGACCAGCUGUGGCCCAGCAUGCGCGCCGCGCCUGCUGAGCGGCGCGGCGCCACGGAGAUGAUCUUUCGGCUGUCGCGGACGUGCAUCGGCGCCGCGUUCGCCAAAACGGGCAGCGCACGCUUCGCGGAGGCGCAGCACGCGGAGGCGGCGAUCGCGGAGGCGGAGCGCGAGGUGGAGGAGCGGUAUCUGCGGUACUGCGACGUGGUCAACCCGCUGCACUUCCUGUCCGCCGCGCUCGCGCGGUCCGGCAUCCUCGCGAUGCGGCUGCGCGUGCGCCUCUCCAAGAUCCGCAACGAGACGGCCACGGAUGAGGACAGGCGAGAGGCGCUGCGGCUGGCGCUGCGGAUCUUGGGGACGGACGACGCGGUGUGCGCGCACGAGCCGGCGGCGCGCUUCCGGUGGCACACGCAGCGGUCCUUCUUCCUCUGGGGCACGUGGGACGCGCUCGCCUUUGCGCUCAACGGGCCGCGCACGGGGGACUUCUCGGAGACGGAGGUGGAUGAGGCGUGGGAGCGUGUGGAGCGGGUGUAUGCAAAUCACGAGGAGCUGCUCGCGUCGAGGCAGCCGAUGCACGCAGCCCUUUGCAAACUUACGCUGGUCGCGUGGGAGGAGCGGCAGCGGCGGCGCGAGGGGGAGACGGAGACGGAGCCGGCGUUUGUGGCGGCGCUGUGGGCGGAGCAGGAGGAGAGGAGGCAAAGACGGGAGACAAGGGCGGCGGGAAGCUCAGGGAUAUUUAGUGAGGUUGAUGCGGAUAUAAUGAGCUGUUCGGGCGGUGCGUCCUCUUCAGAGUCACCGUUUGACAUCAACAUUGAUGAUGCGGAUUGGGCAUUUUGGGAUGGGCUGCUCCGAGGUGGAAUGUAG